UUACGAUUCGAGAUUUUUCACAAGAAAAUGAAGUAUAUUACGAGUUGUCAUUUAAUACGUUGCCGGCGUAACUACGAAUUUGGCCAUAAAUAACGAAGUGCAAAUAAUUUGGAAUGAGAAAAAUUAAUCAUAAUGGAAUUUUAAUAGUUUUUUCCAUCUCGGAACUAUUCGUGUGGGUCCAUCUUAAUAUACGAGUUGUUCAACUCGCUAGUCAAUGCAGGCACUUUGUUGUAUCUUAUUCACGGUUUUUGAGGGUUAUUUUUGCAUGCGAGGUGACGAUUUGUGAUAAGGAAAUACCUUCCGUACAUCGAAUGUAAUUAUGCGAAUUCGAUUAGUUGUUGUUAUGGUAAUAUAUAAAUAUUGGAUACAUUCAGUAUGAAUGAACCACACUCUACACUAGAUGCGUAAAAGAUUCCCGCGCACUGCGUGUUGGUUGUAAAAUUUAUAUGGUUCCAAGGCAGAGCCGCCAUGAUGGCUAUCUGUAUUACACGCUUAACAUGCAAAGUUUCGAAGUUGUUUUACUGUAUUUGUGACUGAGUGCGUGUAAACAAAAACAAUGGGAACGUACUAAAGAAUACAAAGAAUCGUUUAGUGCCCGUCUCGGACGGUCCGAGGCACGGGAAGGUCGAUUUUAAGGUGUAUUUAUAUGUUGGCCUUGUCGUGUGGUGUGAGCUGUCAACAAAUAUGUCCAAGCUUUCGUUUAGGGCGAGGGCCCUCGAUGCUAGCAAACCAAUGCCAAUUUUCAUGGCGGAGGAACUCCCGGAUCUUCCUGAUUACUCAGCGAUUAACCGGGCUGUUCCUCAAAUGCCGUCUGGAAUGGAAAAAGAGGAGGAAUGUGAGCAUCAUUUGCAACGUGCAAUUUGUGCGGGGCUUAUCAUUCCCACACCCGAGGUGACUGCCAUUUCAGAUGAAGAGGCCUAUCAAAAGCUCUAUCCCGCAAACUAUAAGCAACCUCGACAACUUAUUCAUAUGCAACCUUUUACAAUGGAACAAGAUAUCAUCGACUAUGAUAUGGAUUCUGAUGAUGAAAGGUGGUUAAUGUCUCAAACGCAAAGAUUGGAAUUAACACCAUUGAAGUUCGAAGAGAUGAUGGAUAAGCUGGAGAAAAGCAGCGGACAGACAGUCGUUACACUAAACGAGGCCAAAGCUCUCCUUAAAGAGGACGAUGAUCUCAUCAUUGCUGUGUUCGAUUAUUGGCUGAAUAAGAGGCUGAAAACGGUGAGCAGAAAUUUGAUGCAACAUCCGUUGAUUUUGCACGUCAAAACAGAACACCGACAGGGUAUGGCGGGUAAUAAUCCGUAUAUAGCGUUUAGGCGGAGAACAGAAAAAAUGCAAACCCGGAAAAAUCGCAAAAAUGAUGAGUCGUCGUACGAGAAAAUGCUUAAACUACGUAGGGAUCUAUCUCGGGCGGUCACCUUGUUGGAGCUAAUCAAAAGGAGAGAGAAAAUGAAGAGGGAGUUUGUACAUCUGACGGUGGAGGUGUUCGAAAAGAGGUAUCAAGCGAAGGACUUUAGUGGCAGCGUUAUUGCCGAAUUAUCGGCAAUUAAGUCGUCACGUCCCGCUUUCACGCCUAUUUUCCAUAACCACUACAAUCAGGGAUGGUCGUCCAAGCCUAUUCUUAAAGAUGAAAUUAUACCUCGUAAGGAAAAGAGACAGUACAAAAAGAGGAAACACAAAUUAUCAAAUCAUAGAUUAGGAUCGGGCAUGCUCGAUUUCGGUAAUUUGUCUUCUGACGAAGAGCUUCUGCCCCACGCUUCUCCAGAACCAGAAGAUGUUGAAGAUGAAGGGCAGUUCGCCUUUCGUCGCAACAAGAUGUGUACCUACCAUAUGCCACAAAAGACUGAAGGUAACUGGCCGUGGUGUUCGCGAGAAGAGAACGGUUCUUGCGAUAAGAGGUAUCGAUUCACACUGACAUCGUUAUCAAACCCUCGACGUUGCAUCGGUUUCGCGAGGAGAAGAUUGGGGCGCGGUGGUCGCGUCAUUUUAGAUCGAGUAGCGACCGAUGUGGACGACUUUUGGAGGAAUGUCGAUUUUACGAUAUACGAUCCGAAAUUAGUAUCAAGUGAAAUCAAAAGUGAAAGUUGCGCAGACUCAAUUACUAAUUUAGAUGUAGGUAGUCACUUAAAUAACCAUUCAAAUUAUUUUAAAACGGACAUUAAAAACGAAGUAAUUGUUGAAAAUAGUCAUUUACGGACAAGUGUGAGUGAGGGUGCGUUUAGUGAAAAUGGUUGUACGGUCAAACAAGAGCCGGAGGAGAGCGUCGAAGAAUGGAGCAUACCUGCUGAAAGUAAUUUUCCGAAAGAACAACAACAGGAAAUGGUCGAAUUUCUUCAAGAAGUUAGGAAGGAUUGGUUGCAUUUUCGACCGAAAACGCCACCUUCGAACUACGAACCACCAUGCCACCUGUUACCUGCAGAAGACGACGUAUUUAUACCUAGUGCCAACACUCCAUUCUCAUUAGAAAUACAAACAUUGGAAGCUCCUAGUUCGCUUCUCGAUACGUCCAACUUUGUCACAACGCCGUUCUCGCUCGAAGAAAUAAUCGCUUCAAAUAACAUUGAAGUACCCGUGACGGACACGAGGCAAUCAAGUGAUACAAAUGUGCAAACGGGCAUUAAUCUGAACGUUAAUGUCGGGUUGAAUACGCUUACUACCAGUGUUAAUAGUAGUUUUACUUCCAAUAUUAGUCUUACGGACAAUUACGACGAUAGUACGGUAACAUAUGACACUCUUGAUGGUGAUAGAACUAUAGGUUGUUCGGUGUUUAGCGUUUCUAAUAUUAGUGAUAGUGCAGAUGAACAGCAUGAAAAACAAUCGAUAUUAUCAAACACCUUAACUAGUCCAAAAACGAACAGUGUUAGUCUUUCCUUUGAUUCCAGCAGGCGAAAAUCCGUUAACGAAACAAUUAACAAUGUGAAUGGGGUAUUAACACAGAUUGGAUUCGAUGGUGAAAAGUGGAAGAACAACAAAUUUCAUACAUACGCUUACAAAAACGUGGGAGGCAACUCCAGUGCACCUUCCAGCACACUUAACAUUCGUACCUCCACACAUUCUCUUAAUACGCUUAAUAGUCAUAGUGCCAACAUUUUGGAAAUACCACUAACUAACGAUUCGGAUACAAUAUCUCAUAAACAAUGUACAGAAUCGAAUUCAACACCUCCCAACAAUAAAAGUAAAGCCAUAAUUCAAAAAAAUAAUUUCGUUAUGGAAGUAACCUGAUGCUCAACCUUAGGCCUGCAUUUUAUAAUCGGUGCAGGAAGACGUCUUCUCCUUCAGUCGUUGAAAAUCGCCGUAAGCUUCGAGUAUGGGUUUCAAUUUAGAUGGCAUCUGUUUUUUUAAAUCACGAAGUGAUGGUACCUGGUUAGUGUUUAAAAACAAAAAAAAAAUAGCUUAUUUUCUAUAAAGUAAAAGUGUAAUAUGUGUAAACCUGUAAGUUUAUAACGUGCUGGCACAAAGUAUUCUCCUCGUAGCUGAUGGUGUGAUAGUGAUUUCUAGAUAAAUAAAUGUCCAAAACUGGAGCUUUAAUUGAAUCGUGUAUGCGACGAAAUGAUGGAUCGCUUCUUACAGCUUUUGGUUAUAACAUAUUGUGUUGACGCAUAUUACAUUUUCGCUCGAAAGAAAAUGUGUCGCAAUUUUUUUUAAUCUGUCGUAUUGCCAUGAUUACACAACCCGAAGUAGUUUCAGUGUUCCACUGAGGCAAAUUUAAAAAAAUGUUCACAACCGAACACUGAUGGCAAUAUUCGUAACGAGGUCUCAAUUUUGUUAUGAAAAUAGCCCUUAGUAUUACAAAAUGGAAAUGUAUUGUGUUCACUGUACCGUUACUCAUCAUUAAGCUUUUUACGCUGUAUUCGUCUGAAAAUGGCCGACAUUUUAUGUGCUGCUGUAAUAUAUCAAAUUGUUUUUUAUUAGGAAUUGUUCUAAU
Molecule: messenger RNA, 3922 nt
Organism: Photinus pyralis (common eastern firefly)
Lineage: Eukaryota; Metazoa; Arthropoda; Insecta; Coleoptera; Lampyridae
Gene: E(Pc)
Product: enhancer of polycomb homolog 1
Exons: 9
Coding region: 685-3219 (844 amino acids)
Biological process (GO): regulation of transcription by RNA polymerase II
Cellular component (GO): piccolo histone acetyltransferase complex
Source: RefSeq, a predicted model, not a curated record